AUGUGGAUGUUUGUGUGUGUGUGUGCUCGGAGAGUGUGUGCCGCCUCAAACGUGACGUUUUCCCUUCUCCUCGAAAAAAGAAUCCAACUCGUGGGAGGGGUGUGUGUAUGUGUGCCGUCCGGAAUAAAAUCCGUAACAGAAAACCGAUUAAUCGAGGGAUCAGAGCGGCGCGAAGACCGGGAUUGUAAAAGCUUUUGCUUACUGAUAUUCCGCGUUUGGUUAUCAAUCACCAAAUGGGCUUACCUUACUUCGCCCAUGAUAUGA
This is a messenger RNA of Colletotrichum paranaense, 264 nucleotides long. RefSeq lists its product as uncharacterized. The record is from RefSeq and is a predicted model, not a curated record. The transcript has a single exon. Bases 1 to 264 code for a protein of 87 amino acids. Lineage: Eukaryota; Fungi; Ascomycota; Sordariomycetes; Glomerellales; Glomerellaceae.